This is a messenger RNA of Pleurotus ostreatus (oyster mushroom), 2634 nucleotides long. It is a transcript of the gene GPH1, whose product is annotated as Non-essential glycogen phosphorylase. Bases 1 to 2634 code for a protein of 877 amino acids. The record is from RefSeq and is a predicted model, not a curated record. The transcript is spliced from 32 exons. Gene Ontology annotation, molecular function: pyridoxal phosphate binding; glycogen phosphorylase activity. Gene Ontology annotation, cellular component: cytoplasm. Gene Ontology annotation, biological process: glycogen catabolic process. Lineage: Eukaryota; Fungi; Basidiomycota; Agaricomycetes; Agaricales; Pleurotaceae.
AUGACCUCUGUCAUCGAUCCCAAGACCAUAGGAAAGCCAGUGCGGCAGCGGCGACAUAUCAGAACCCUGACCGGAUAUACACCCGAGACUGAUGCAUCUGGAAAGGAGAAAUGGCCAAGGGGCGACGAGACGGUCUGGAAGACCAACAUGAGAGGCGUCGAUGCAGACGUUGGCGACAUCACCAAGUCUGUCGUGAACCAUGUUCAGACUUCUCUUGCACGUCAAGCAUACAAUCUCGACAACCUCGGUGCAUACCAGGCCGCUGCUCUGUCCGUUCGGGACAACAUGCUUGUCAACUGGAACGAAACCCAGCUCCACUAUACGCGCAAGGCUCCCAAGAGGGCGUAUUAUUUAUCUCUGGAAUUCCUCAUGGGCAGAACCCUUGACAAUGCUCUACUCAAUCUCGACUUGAAGAGUCAAUACAAAGAUGGUAUCAAUCAACUGGGAUUCUCCUUGGAGGACCUCCUCGAGGAAGAACGUGAUGCCGCUCUUGGUAAUGGUGGUCUUGGCCGAUUGGCGGCUUGCUACCUUGAUUCUUCCGCAUCCCAAGAUUUGCCCGUUUGGGGAUACGGUUUACGAUACAAAUAUGGUAUCUUCCAGCAGUUGAUCUCGCCUGAGGGCAACCAACUCGAAGCGCCUGACCCAUGGUUGGACAACCAAAACCCCUGGGAGUUGCCUCGAAUUGAUGUCAACUACGAAGUUCGUUUCUACGGCCAGUCCGAACGACUUUCAGAAGGCCAUGGGCGUGCGUUGUGGACGGGAGGCCAGGAAGUGUUGGCUGUCGCAUACGACGUCAUGAUUCCUGGCUGCAACACCAGGAACACCAACAACUUGAGGCUAUGGGAGAGUAAGCCCAAGCGAGGAUUCGAUCUGAACUCCUUCAAUGCUGGAAAUUACGAGGGCGCAGUCGAAUCUUCAAACAGUGCUGCAGCCAUCACCUCCGUCUUGUAUCCGAACGAUCAUACUACAUUCGGAAAAGAGCUUCGUCUCAAGCAGCAAUACUUCUGGACUGCUGCUUCUCUUGCCGACAUCAUUCGUCGCUUUAAGAACCUUGGCAAGUCGAUCAACGAGUUCCCCGACUAUGUGGCCAUCCAACUGAAUGACACGCACCCAACCCUUGCUAUUCCCGAGCUCAUGCGUAUCCUCAUUGACGAAGAGGACCUCGACUGGAAUUUCGCUUGGCAAAUUGUCACUAACGUAUUCUUCUUCACUAACCAUACCGUGUUGCCGGAAGCGUUAGAGAAAUGGCCGGUUCCGUUGAUGGAGCACAUUCUACCCAGGCACAUGCAAAUCAUCUAUGAUAUUAAAGCAGUGUCUAACACCAACACCUUCGCCGCUAGGAUCUUCCUGCAAGCCGUCGAGAAGAAGUUCCCCGGCGACCGCGAAAGACUUGCUAGAAUGUCUUUGAUAGAAGAGGGUUUCCCUAAGCAGGUCCGCAUGGCUAACUUAGCUUGCAUCGGUAGCAGAAGAAUCAAUGGUGUUGCGGAGCUUCACAGUAAGCUUGUGCAAACUACGAUUCUCAAGGACUUCGUAGAGUUCUUCGGUGUCAGCAAGUUCGGCAAUGUGACCAACGGAAUCACCCCGAGACGUUGGCUCGACCAGUGUAACCCAGAAUUGAGCAAGCUCAUUUCGUCGACCCUCAAGAUCGACAAGAGUGUCUGGCUCAAGGAUUUGUACAAACUCAAGGAUCUCGUUAAAUAUGCUGCAGACAAAGGCUUCCGAGCGGAAUGGGCCGCAAUCAAGCAGCGCAACAAGGAGAGAUUGGCUCACCACAUCGAGACGACUCUUGGCUUCACAGUUAACACCAAUGCCAUGUUCGAUGUACAAAUCAAGCGUCUCCAUGAAUACAAGCGUCAAACAUUGAACAUCCUCGGUGUUAUUCACAGAUACCUCGAGCUGAAGGCCUUGACCCCUGCACUAAGGAAGAAGGUCAACCCCAAGGUCGUAUUCUUCGCUGGAAAAGCUGCGCCUGCUUUUUUCAAGACAAUUCGCCUCAUCGUUAACGUUGCUCGCGUUAUCAAUGCUGACCCAGAGACCAAAGAUUACUUGUCUCUUUACUUCUUGCCCGAUUAUUCCGUAUCGCUGGCUGAAGUACUCAUCCCGGCGUCUGAUAUCAGCCAGCAUAUUUCUACAGCUGGUACUGAGGCCUCUGGAACAUCCAACAUGAAGUUCUGUCUCAACGGCGGUUUGCUUGUGGGUACCGUCGACGGUGCAAACAUCGAAAUCGCUGAAGAGGUUGGAGAGGAAAAUGUUUUCUUCUUUGGCCAUCUUACUCCUGCCGUCGAAGACCUUCGCUACCAGCAUAUGUACCAUCCUGUCCCUGUUGAUGAGGCCUGCCCACCCCUUGCCAACGUUCUCAACCAGAUUUCUGGCGGCCUCUUUGGAGACGGUGGUGUGUAUGAACCCCUUGUCAACACCAUCAGGCAAGGUGAUUACUACCUCGUAACAGACGACUUCGACUCCUACAUUCGAGCUCUUGCCAUGGUUGACGAGGCUUACUUGGAUCGCGAUGAAUGGGUUAAAAAGUCUAUCUGCACAACUGCCAAUAUGGGCAAGUUCAGUUCCGACAGAGCCAUCAUGGAUUACGCCCAAGAGUAUUGGAACCUGGAGCCAAUUCCCGUUGGAAAGGAUUAA